This is a messenger RNA of Dermacentor albipictus, 2868 nucleotides long. It is a transcript of the gene Ent2, whose product is annotated as Equilibrative nucleoside transporter 2. Gene Ontology annotation, cellular component: plasma membrane. Lineage: Eukaryota; Metazoa; Arthropoda; Arachnida; Ixodida; Ixodidae. The record is from RefSeq and is a predicted model, not a curated record. Gene Ontology annotation, molecular function: nucleoside transmembrane transporter activity. Gene Ontology annotation, biological process: nucleoside transmembrane transport.
CUGCCGCUUACGAUGGACUUUGCACGCAAGAGGAGCGCGAAUGCACGCCGCCGGGGCUGUUGUUUUGGCUCCGGCAGAGCCGCGUGGUCCCAGCGGCGACGCAGCUCAGGUUUACCACACCAGCAGAACUGCGAGUGCCGCCCUUCUCAAUCCCGUAGCGGGGAGAAAACACUGAACGGCAAGAUGGCGGCGGCUUCGGCUCCACCACUCACCCUCCUCCAUGAUCGCGCUCUGGGCAGGAACGGGAUCUCCUCUGGAUCGAGCAGCCGGCGCGGCCGAUUCUCCGGAUCCAUGCGCAGGCAUACCCACAAAAUUAAAUUACUUGGGCCAGAGGCUACCCUUCUACCAUGGGUGAAAGAGGAAACGAAUUUCCACUUCGUCCACUAGAGGAGAAUCAAGUCCUUAUUUUACCUCAGAGCCAGGGACCAGCAGUUCAGCGUGCUUCUCAUACGCACAUAUGUGAAAGGGGUGAGGAGCUCAAUGGGUUACCAGCAGUCAAGACAAGUCCCAAGGACGCCUACAACCUGCUCUACUUGAUCCUGCUUGUGCAUGGCAUAGGCACGCUCAUGCCAUGGAACAUGUUCAUCAAUGCUAAGGCUUAUUUUCAGAGUUACAAGUUGGCACCAGGUGUGCUUGCAAAUGACUCGGCUGCUGCGAAUGAGCUCACACUAUACAGGAAUGACUUCAUGAAUUACAUAACGUUGGCUUCUCAGGUGCCAAAUGUGCUGUGCAAUUUUCUCAACCUUUUUCUUCAAUUUGGAGACCGUAGCCUCACGCCAAGAAUUGUCAUUAGUAUCCUCGUUGAAGCUGCAGUGUUUAUUGCAACUGUUGUGUUGGCCAUGGUGGACUCGUCUGCAUGGCAAAUUACAUUCUUCUACAUAACCAUGGCCCUUGUGAUUGUGCUGAACAUGGCCUGUGGCGUCUACCAGAACAGCAUUUAUGGUGUUGCUGCCCGACUUCCAGGCAAAUACUCGAAUGCUGUUGUCCUUGGUUCGAACAUCAGUGGUACGGCUACAGCUCUACUAAACAUUUUCACCAUAGCAGCAUCACCAAAUGCCCGAACAGCAGCGAUCUAUUACUUCCUGUCUGCUUUGUUGGUGCUGCUCCUGUGCCUUGACUCCUACUUUGCCCUGCCCCUGCUGCGCUGCUACAGGCAUCACCAGCGGCUGGCUGCCAUGGCUUCUGCUCCCAGCAACAGAUCACCUCGCUCUCGCAGGCCUCCCUAUUGGCUUGUAUUCAAACAGGUGUGGCCACAGUGCCUUAAUGUGUUCCUGAUAUUCUUUGUCACACUGGCUGCAUUUCCUGCAGUCUCGUCAGACAUCAAGCGCAUUGAUAAAGAAUUUCCUUUAGAUGACAAGUACUUCACAGCAACAGUCUGUUUUCUCGGCUUCAACCUUUUUGCCAUGCUUGGCAAUAUUCUUCCUAUCUGGGUUCGUUGGCCUGGCCCACGUUUUCUGUGGGUCGCCGUAGUUGCGCGGCUGGUGUUCCUGCCACUGUUCCUGCUCUGCAACUACCUACCUGAGGAACGCGUGCUGCCAGUCUGGGUAUCCAGUGAUUGGGGAUUCGUAGCAGCCAUGAUCGUCUUUGCCUGGUCAAGUGGAUACCUGAGCAGCUUGGCCAUGAUGUAUGCACCUCGGGCAGUGGCCAGUCCAGAGCAUGCGCCCAUUGCUGGCAUGAUGGCAGCGUUCUUCUUGGUCCUCGGACUUUUUGUAGGAGGAAAUGCGGCAUUUUUGGCACCUCGUAUUGCUAAAGGAAGCUGGUUCUAAAAUGCUUCACAUUAUCCUUGAGAGGAACCCAUGCUUUUGAGAUGGUGUGACCUUACAAACUAAAUUAACAGGUGAAAACUGAUGGCAUGUGCAACCUUUAUACGUUAGUGCACAUGAUUUUCUACAUUUAGACACUGCUUUUGUUAUAAAUUUCUUUGGUCAAGGUCCUUUUGGACAGCUUGACAAGUGCUCAGGUGCUGACAGGUUGAUCUUUACAAUGUUCUUUUUCUUUAAGUAUGGAACUGAAUACCAAGGACAGAGUUCAUGCUCACUUCUAGGAUACUUGGCCACUGCCCAUGUGUAGUGUUAUGAUAUUGGGACUAGAAAGUGAAAUUUCAGCUGCCAUUUUUUAUUGCGACAAAAGUCAUAAAUUUUUUUUGGAAAAAGCCUUUGGCAGCCAGCCUACAAGUGUUCAACUGUUAGCAGAUUGAUAAUUAUAGUUGCUGUUGACAACACUGACUAACAAGAAUGCAAUUUAUCAUUGUUACUGUAAAACAUGAGUGGUGUUUGACAUUUCGGUUAUCAUGGUUCAUACAGGAGAUUAACUGCAACAUUAGUUGCUGGUUCUCAUGAUAUUGUAGUACAGCUAGCCACAUGUCCAAAGUUUGUCAUAGCUACGGUUCUUUAACAAAAAGAGAAAUGCUGCAUGCAAUUAUGAUAUAUAUUUGUUGCAGGCAUUAUCACUUAAGCUAGAAGCAGAAACCAUGUGUGAAUCUCGUUAACCUAUUGCAGGUAUGAGCAUAGCCAGAAAAUGGUACUUUUUGUAAUGCGUCACUUAAUUUUUAUAGAUUGUGUGAGUGGGAAAUCCUGCACAGGUUUAUUUAAUAUAAAAGCUAUUUUCAUGGACCCGCAUUCGUAAAGUGUUUAGAGCAGUGCAGCAUUGUGUAGCUUGACCUCAUUUUAGUCUUCUAGCUCUUGAUAUAAUUGUUUGCUUGUAUCAGUAUUCACAGGUAACAGUGAACACACUGUUGCAUUGCCACAGUGCAUUUUGGUAAAUCUUUUGUGCACUUCAUGCAAACUCCACUAGACGAUUUGGAGUGCAUUUUCUUUGCAUUAUUGGCAAGAAAAUGUAGCUGUGUUAUUGAUUAGAUUUGAUACUUCA